AUGAGUUCGGCAUCAGCCAUACUCACAUCAUUAUCGGAUUUAACCAAUAAUCCAAAAUUGGAACAUUAUGAUCCUCAUCUUUGUAAAGAUAUUCAUAUUAAACUUGAUAAAGAAGCACGCGAUCAAGGUUUAAGUUAUCAAGAACGUUUUGACAUGGCACGAAAAAAUAUGUCUGUUUAUAAUAAAUGGCAAUCAAUAUUUCCUAGUGGUAUAUCUCAAUGUCUUAAAGAAUAUUGGAAAGAACGUAUGAGUGCAGCACCACUCGAUCCACGUUUUCCGAAUGUAAAUCAAUCAAAACGAUGUUGGGUUAAUUAUGUUGAUUAUCAUCGUUGUAUGGAAAUGAAAAAUGAUGAAAAAGUUUGCGACUAUUUCAAAUUUCAUUAUAUAGAUCUAUGUCCAAAAGAAUGGGUUGAAAAAUGGGAUGAUCAAAUGGAGCGUGAAGUUUUUCCUGGUAUACACGAUUAG
This is a messenger RNA of Rotaria sordida, 465 nucleotides long. The record is from the annotation of a GenBank genome assembly. Lineage: Eukaryota; Metazoa; Rotifera; Eurotatoria; Philodinida; Philodinidae.